AUGUUCGAUGCAACCUCCAGAGAGCCGCUUGCUACCACGAAUAUGUCGACACCAGCUGCAGAACAACGAAAACUCGUCGAACAGUUGAUGGGCAGGGACCCCAGUUUCCAACACAACCGGUAUUCGCAUCAUAAGAGAGACCUUGGGCUACACGACCCCAAGAUCUGCAAGUCGUACCUCGUAGGGGAGUGCCCCUACGACCUGUUCCAGGGCACCAAACAGAGCUUGGGGAAAUGCCCGCAAAUCCAUCUAGCCAAACAUAAGAUCCAGUACGAGAGAGAUGUCAAGCAGGGCAAGGCAUUUCCGGAAUUCGAGAGAGAAUAUCGUACCAUCCUAGCGCGAUUCGUCAAUGAGUGUAACGGCCAGAUUGCGCUUGCAUUGCAAAACCUUAAGCACACCGCCGAAGAACGAAUGAAGAUCCAGCAGGUCACCGAAGAACUGGACCUCUUGGACGCGCGGAUAGGUCUUAUGGGACAGGAAAUUGAUUCUUUGAUCCAUGCGGACGAAGUCACUAUGGGCAUGCUGCAAUCGGUUAAGUUGCAAGAACUGAUAAACAAGAGGAAAGAGGUUGCCAAACGUGUGAGAAAUAUCACGGAAAAUGUUGGUCAGAGCGCUCAGCAGAAGCUACAGGUGUGUGAGGUGUGCGGUGCUUACCUAUCACGUCUAGAUACGGACAGAAGGCUUGCUGACCACUUCUUGGGGAAAAUACACCUGGGAUACGUCAAGAUGAGAGAGGAUUAUUUUCAGCCAAUGAACAAUAAUCAGGCCGCUGACACUAAUAGGACGGCUGCACUACCCGGAAGACGCUUUGUGUAG
Messenger RNA from Saccharomyces kudriavzevii IFO 1802, 816 nucleotides. RefSeq names its product Luc7p (gene LUC7). Gene Ontology annotation, biological process: mRNA splice site recognition. The transcript has a single exon. NCBI's taxonomy places the organism in Eukaryota, Fungi, Ascomycota, Saccharomycetes, Saccharomycetales, Saccharomycetaceae. Gene Ontology annotation, cellular component: U2-type prespliceosome; U1 snRNP. Gene Ontology annotation, molecular function: mRNA binding. Bases 1 to 816 code for a protein of 271 amino acids. The record is from RefSeq and is a predicted model, not a curated record.